Messenger RNA from Xenopus tropicalis (tropical clawed frog), 4700 nucleotides. It is a transcript of the gene kansl1l, whose product is annotated as KAT8 regulatory NSL complex subunit 1 like. Gene Ontology annotation, cellular component: histone acetyltransferase complex; H4 histone acetyltransferase complex. The transcript has 17 exons. The record is from RefSeq and is a predicted model, not a curated record. The coding region runs from base 444 to 3155 and encodes 903 amino acids. Lineage: Eukaryota; Metazoa; Chordata; Amphibia; Anura; Pipidae.
CAACCUGAGUACUUCCUACUGCACUCCGACAUUGGCUACAGAGCGACAUUUCCAGAGCCCACCUCUCCAUACAUGACUCCUGAUUGGCUUAGAGUUUGCAAGCUGUCCCUGCUUUGAAUCGGCGGGGUGUGUUGCCUGGCAUUAAUAUACCACAUUGCACAGCCGGAGGCAGCAGUUCUGAGCGCUAUGUCUCUGGGGAGGGCUGCUGGAAUAAAGCAAAGACAAGAGAUCUAGAGCGGAGUGCGCAGUUCUCAAAGCCAGCCGAACCGCGCAGAUUGGGGAACCAAUCAGAGGCACGUAUGCUCGUUGCUGGAUGUCUAUUCUCUGUUCCAACGGAGGUCUGGCUGCACAGAGAGAUAAGGACAGCCGGUGGCUACCUAAGUUUCUUGAACAGCUGAGGUAGGGCUGGCUGAGGCUGCCUGUUAGAGAUCACCCAAGCAAAAAUGACCCCUGCUCUUACAGAAACAGUCCCACAGGGGCCUGGGGCUCACCUGGCACCAUCCUUUGCCCUACAGAGUCUAAACUCUGACACUAUUAUUUGCAUGGAUAACUCCCAAGCUGUGGAGCAUAUCAGCCUUCCGAAAGCCAAUGGUCCCAAGGUUGCAGACAAAAAGCAGCUUCUCAAAACAGAAUUUAUGAAUGGAAACAGCAUUGGCUCUCAGACUUCAGGGCAUUAUCAAACAGUCUUUCUUUUGACUUCCAACACUGCUCUGAGUUUGCCAAAUAAAGGCAGUUCUACAUGGAAGAUGGAAAAUCAAGAUGUUUGCAAGCAGAGGUUUCAUAUAACGAAAGGCUCCCCCUCUCUGCCUAAUGGUAUGAGUUAUCAGCCUGAAAGGAAAGCUAAGAGAGAACUUUUCCCUGGGUGCGUGAGCCAGCUUUUAGCAGAUGUGCACAAGCUCUGGGAUGUAUCUUUGACUAAGACUCAGGGUACUGAAGGAAUCUGCUUACCAGAAUGUAUGUUAAAUGGACAUAGAGGUACUGAAUCUCUGGCUGUUAGCUCUUGCCCCUCACUUAUUUCACAUGUCUCUGCAAAUGUACCCAGUGUUGCCUCCGUGAAGGCAGUAGGUACAAAUUUGCUUUUGAAAUGUCUCAACCAUCAGCAAGUGCUCCUAAAUCGGGCAAGAAGAAAUCAGAAGCGUUUACAGUCUUAUUUGGCACAGCAUGCUGUACAGCAUUUCAACCAACAAAUAAGAGCCUUUGUGAAUCACCAGAUCCAUGACAAGCCAGCUGGAAUUUUUGAUAGCCAACCAACCAAAGUGAUCAACAAUAAUCUAAAUGUAGGGUCAAGUGGAAUAAGUUCAGCAACAAGCGAUGGGUUAAAAAAUGGAGUUUAUCAUUCAGUGAAAAGGUUUUCAGUGUCUGCAAAGGAAAUUCUCAAACAGAUUAAGAAAGAUUUUGAUUCUGAUGCCACAGGGAGCAGUUCUGAUGAAGACUGGGAUGAAAAGGCUAGACAAAAUUCGGAUGAAUGUAAUGCUGAAAGGAGCUGGCUUUCUGUCAGAACCAGAAUUGGGAGUCGCUGGGUCUGGCUACAGUCUCAGAUUUCUGAACUAGAGUACAAAAUCCAGCAUCUCACAGAUCUUCAUUCUCAGAUACGCAAGGCAAAGGGGACACUGAAGUUUGAGGAACCCUCUAAAGGCAAUUUUAAGCAGAAGCUGUGGCUGCCUGAUUCAGAAAUGUUAUUAAGUCUUGCAGAGAGGAUGCCAAAAUCCCCACAGGGAACAAAUCCGUCUCCAACAAAUGAUUUAGACAUGUCACCAAGCAGUCCAACACUGCUACUGAGGAACAUAGAAAAGCAGAGUGCUCGGUUGACUGAAAUAGUCAGCAGUCUAACAGUUCCACUUCUUUCUCCGAAUGAUUCUGCCAAAUCUAGUGUGUAUAAAAGAGUGGCCAAUGGAUUCUCUGAUAGGAUGCAUACUGAUGGAUUUCCUUCAUUUAAUGAAUUCUGUGAGCAACAAGUGAAACGAAGGAAAAAAGUUAGAGUAAAAGCCUCCUCUGCUUUGGGAAGCAAUCUGUGCAGCUCAGCCAGAACCAGACCCCUGCAGGCAUUGAAAAAACGGAAGCUCUACAAACUGAGUGCAGAAUAUUCUUAUGUAAAUAAAGUGAAUCUCUUCUCCUCACCAGUAUACCAGUAUGAAGAGCUGCCUUCUAACGGAAACCACUGCUCUACAUGGAAAUGUUCCAAGGUGCUGCACAGGCCCUGGUUAAUGGCACAAAAUGCCUGUGAGGCAGAUUCAUGCUUUCAUCCUGUCUUGUCAUUUCCUUAUGAACUUCCGCUAAAUGUACACCUUGCUGCAUUGCCAAUGAAGAAUCAUAAUAUUAAGGGAAAUUCAGUGGACUCCAUAGCGCUCAGAGGGGAGCUGGAUAAAAGCCAAUCAUAUGUAUCUGCCUCUUGGAGCACGGAAUGCACGUCCAGUUAUAGCCCUGACCCACAAACUCCUGCUCACAGCUGGGAAAGAAGGCACCGGAGUGAGUCUGAAGCUGAUGCAGCAUUACUUGAGAGUGGCCUCACGACUCCAGUCUCCACUCAGAAAUCCUCUGCCCAGCAACUUCUAGCGCAUGAAUCCAGCAGCAUGGUCUGUGCAGCGAGGCGCCGGUUAAGGAGUGGGAAUUCUUAUGACAUCAACAACAUUGUGAUCCCAAUGAGUCUUAUUGCACCCACAAAACUGGAGAAACUGAAAUACAAGGAAAUCAUUACUCCUAGCUGGAAGGAGGUGGUGCUAGAACCUUUGGAAAGUCCUGCUCAUGAUAUGCCAGAAGACUUAUCAGAUGAGGCCUACAUUUCCCGUCAUGAAAAAUACGAGCUGAAAGAAAAGGCCCGGUGGUCAUUGUGGGAUCAUAGCAAGCGGCCAAAGAGGAACAGAUCAUCAAGUUAUAGCUUUGGCACCUCUCCAAGAACUGUGUUGCUUUCCUGUGAAUGCAGCUGUAGCCCAAACUCUCAGGCUCCGUCAGAGGCUCUGCCUAGUGAUACAGGAGGCUAUAGAACGCUUCAUUUUUCCCAUGAAUCCCCAAAAGGAAAGACAAUUCACUGGGAGCGCAGAGUCUUCCCAUUGACAGAAGAACCUGCCAUGGAGUUACUAGGCAAAUGUCCUUCACAGGCCCAAGUUAGCACAGUGGACAAUCAGCAGUGCCCGAAAAAUGACUGUGACUACACAUGACGGCCCUGUCUAUAAUCUUUACUCCAACCCUGCUACAGAGAUGGAGAAGUAAAAAGUAAGUGGAGCUGCAGAAGUAGUGCAUCCAAUUGAUACACGAAAGUGAUCUUCCAGCCAGUCUGUUCCUAGUAUUUCUGCUCAUCAUCAAGUGCCUGAAGAGUAAUUUGGUUGUGCAAAGAGGGCAAUACAAUAUCAGAUCUGGGAUGUACAUGGCUACUCUUGGUGUAGAGCUCCAUUCUGCAAAGAAGACCACUGAAGCAUUUUCAGAGUUAUGGAACACAAAUUAAGUUGAUGUUGAUUUUAUUAGCAGCAUGAGAAUUUUAGAUUAUUAUAGUUUCCCUGCUUGGUUGCACAGGUACACAAACAGAAGUUCCCUUUCAGAGUCAAUAAUACAAAGAGUAAAUGAUUGUGUCAGAUGAAGUAUUGCUCCAUCACUUAGGCAGAGAAAAUGAACAGAGCGUAUUACUUGCAAGAACUCUAGUGCACAUUUCUUUAUUUCCCAUAUAGAGCACUCGUGGGGCUACUUUCAGGUGCUUCUCUUUGAACACAAUGGGAAAAUAUAAUGAUUCAUUCAGGGUCUCGUGACACUGCAAUCUGCAGGUUGUAGUACUGGCAGUUCAGAUCUAUAUGGGACACCUGGCACCAUGUUUAAAGGUGAUGUAAACUUUUCUUUUUCCAAGCUUUUUCUGGAGCACUUGUAUAACUCUUUUUUUCAUGAAAAAAAAAUCCCAUUUUAUUGAUCUCCUUUAGCUAGCUCAUAUUGCAGUCAAAUGUCUGGGAGAGAUGUCAUUCACAAGUUGCUCUUUUUAAAUUUGUUUUUUCUUUAAAUUAGAUGAAAAUUGUUCUGCAAAUAUUAUUUUAACCUACUUCUAAUUCAGUUUCAGCUACUAUAAGUUUUAAAGGAAGUAUCUGCAAGAAAUAGCACACCCAUUGUUUUAAUAAAUUAUAUAUAUUUAAUGAAAGGUAAUACGACCCCCUUUAAGAUAUAGAUGGGAAAAUAUUAUUAGUCUUUUUAAUAAGUGCAUGGCUUUAUCCUACUCCCCAAGUUCUCCAGUGCCAUCACCCCAGUUUCACUAUAAAUGCAAACAAGAUGAAACUGCUGUCUGCUCAGUAUGCACCCAGACUGAUGUCUUUUAAAGCCAUGUUGUUCGCCGAGGUGGCCCACAGUGGGGGAGGAAAGCCAAGUGGUGUAAUUGACAUUUGGUACACUUCUGCCCUGCGUCUGGCUGCACUCUGCACCCUGGGCUGACAGAGUGAACACAGGCAGCACUGUAUUCAUAGGGAUGGCUUGUAGGUUGCUUUGCUCUAAAACAGAGUACAGAGACCUUUGGCAAUUUAGGAAGUUAGUGUUCAAGACAAACUGAGUGCAGGCUGCUUGUAAAUGACCCCUAAGGUCACACAGGUGACACAGGAGCUAAUAAAUAGGCAUUAGCAAAUAUGAACCAUUUCUCCAAAAUCUGGACCAGCAAGUAUUCAAAAGACACACAGAAACCUUGUCUCUGUAAUGUCCUGAUUUUUUUAUUUAAAUAAAAAUGUUAUUCUCAAAAA